This is a messenger RNA of Choloepus didactylus (southern two-toed sloth), 888 nucleotides long. Its product is annotated as olfactory receptor 4D10-like. Gene Ontology annotation, cellular component: membrane. Gene Ontology annotation, biological process: G protein-coupled receptor signaling pathway. The coding region runs from base 1 to 888 and encodes 295 amino acids. Gene Ontology annotation, molecular function: G protein-coupled receptor activity; olfactory receptor activity. The record is from RefSeq and is a predicted model, not a curated record. NCBI's taxonomy places the organism in Eukaryota, Metazoa, Chordata, Mammalia, Pilosa, Megalonychidae. The transcript has a single exon.
AUGGAUCUGAAAAAUUAUACCAGGAUAAAAGAAUUUAUUUUCCUUGGCCUAACCCAGAAUCAAGAACUGAGCUUGAUCUUGUUUCUUUCCUUACUUUUGGUGUAUGUGACAACUCUUCUGGGAAACCUCCUCAUCAUGGUCUCAGUGACUUGUGAAUCUCGCCUUCACACUCCCAUGUAUAUUUUGCUCCGCAAUUUAUCUAUUGCCGAUAUCUGCUUUUCCUCCAUCACAGCUCCCAGGGUUCUGGUAGACCUUCUAUCAGACAGAAAGGCUAUCUCCUUCAAUGGCUGCUUCACCCAGAUAUUUUUCUUCCACCUUAUUGGUGGAGUGGAUGUGACUUCUUUGUCAUUGAUGGCGUUUGAUCGUUAUAUAGCCAUCUCCAAGCCCCUGCACUACAUGACCAUCAUGAGUCAGGGGCGAUGCACUGCACUCAUUGUGGCCUCAUGGGUGGGGGGCUUCAUCCACUCCAUCGUGCAGAUUUCCCUGUUGCGCCCACUCCCAUUUUGUGGCCCCAAUAUUCUUGACACUUUCUACUGUGAUGUCCCCCAGGUCCUCAAACUUGCCUGCACAGACACCUUUGCAUUUGAGCUCCUGAUGAUUUCCAACAAUGGAAUGCUCACCACACUGUGGUUUCUCUUCCUUCUGGUGUCUUACAUGGUCAUCUCCACCUGCACCUCCCACAUCACUGUGGUGACACUGCAUUUUGUGCCCUGCAUCUAUGUCUAUGCCAGGCCCUUCACUGCCCUCCCCACAGAUAAGGCCAUCUCUGUCACCUUCACUGUCAUCUCCCCUCUGCUCAACCCCUUGAUCUACACCCUGAGGAAUCAUGAGAUGAAGUCAGCCAUGAGGAGACUCAGGAAAAAACUCAGACCUUGUGACACGGGAUAG